Messenger RNA from Penicillium crustosum, 1338 nucleotides. Its product is annotated as SNG1 family protein. The transcript has a single exon. Bases 1 to 1338 code for a protein of 445 amino acids. Lineage: Eukaryota; Fungi; Ascomycota; Eurotiomycetes; Eurotiales; Aspergillaceae. Gene Ontology annotation, cellular component: membrane. The record is from RefSeq and is a predicted model, not a curated record.
AUGGGCACAUGGAAGGAGAUCCGGCCUCGAUUCUUGCCAGCUUUGAUUACUAUGUUUCUCCUCCUUCAAGUUCUUUUUUUGGUGAAUAUGUGCUAUCUUUAUGCAACGCAAUUCCGAAGUACCACCCGUUACCACAACUUCAAUUUACUUUAUGUGGACUACGAUGGCGGUAUCAUCGGCAAGUCAGUGACAGAUGCUUACCACCAGUUACAAGGAGAUGGGUUCCCAACCUUGCUACCGGAAUCCCUUGUCGAAUAUCCCCAACCAGAGGACAUUCGAGAAGCCGUAUGCCGCGGUGACUACUGGGGGGCUGUCUACACAACUGAGCAUGGAUCAGCUGGUCUGGCAUCGGCUCUGGCAACCGGGUCCAGCCCACCGAUCUCGCUCACCUACAUCUGGAACGGGGUCAGGUACCCAGUGUUCUCGCAAGCUGCAGUCUACUCCAACAUUCUGAAACUGAUCGAAAGAACACGGUCAACGUACUACGCCAAUAAUGGAUCUUCAGACACCGCAUCCGUCGACUUCUCCAAUACAGCCGCCCUUAAAGCAUUCCUCGACCCCAUCCACGCCGAAGAAAUCAACAUCAAGGGCACAGAACAAGGUACAAGGGUCUUCUACAACACAGUCUCCAUGGUGAUGCCAAUCCUCCAACAGUUCUUUUUCACGCUAGCACUGAACGGAGUAUCAACCCAUUUCGACACGUUCACCAAAUUAUCCUGGAAAGUCAACGGCCUGAUUCGCACCAUAGCCUCCAUCCUCUACACCCUUACAGGAUCAUUGUUAAUGGCCGGCUAUAUCUGGGCCUUCAGAGAGUCGUGGGGACAGCGAGGAAGUCAGUUCGUGUUGACUUGGAUCACUAUGUGGCUUCUGAUGCACAUAAACUUCCUGCUUCUCGAUAUCACGACUGCUUUCAUCCCGAUUCAGUUUAUGCCGUUUAUUGUUCUGACUUGGGUCAUCCUCAAUGUCGCCAGUACUAUCAGCCCGUUUGAGUUAAAUCCAGGUUUCUUUCGCUGGGGCUAUGCUCUUCCUUCCCAUGUGGCAUACGAGGUCUUGAUUCAAAUCUGGUCUGGUGGGUGCAAUAACCGACUCUAUCGUGCGCUUCCUAUCAUGUUCUCGUGGUGGGUUAUUGGUGUCCCCAUUGCUGUGUAUGCGAUGCAACAUCGCUGCAGAACUGCUGUGGCUGCCCAGGAAUCCUUAGACCAUGCAGGCCUGGAAGGUCGGUCUGAAGCUAAAGAUGAGGCAAUGGACGAGACAGUGAUGUCAGUUAGUACCUCACGUCGCGGAGUUGAACAAAAUGGGGAAUCCGUUGAGGCUAUUCCUCUUCGUUGUACUACCUAA